GACGCGCAAGGCACUCGACUACUGAACUUUCAAGCCGAAAACAACCGGAGGAUGGAUAAAAAAGGCAUGUUCACGAAGUUUAAAUGUUCUUGCCACUGAAAACUUGAAAACCAGUAAUGGAUGCAGUGCAUGCUGAAUUAUUGCAGUGGACCUCAGACAGAGCGCGACAGUAACCAAAUAACUUCGAAUGUGGAUUAUUGUUCAGACGCCGCUCGGACUUUAACGUUACUCAUGUGUUUACCAAUGCAGUUCUCUGCACUGGACGCUAACUUCAGUCAUGGAUGUGCCGCUGUGAUUUGGAGAGGAUGGACAAAGAGAAGAUCUCAGUCACUCACUAUAUAAAAUAAUACAAUCUUUUUAUACAAUUGGACAAAAUCUCAUUUGAUGUUGAACGGGAUUUUGAUUUUUCAAGGAAUAAUGUGGAAACUUUGCCCAUUUACACGUCACCCGGCUCUUCUAGUUUACAUGGUCUUGGAAAUGUUUAUUCACAGCGUCAAUGGUCUUAAUGUUUGCAUGAGCGGCAGCGCCUCAUCUUGUGAAGAAUGUUUCCUCAUUCACCCGAGCUGCGCCUGGUGCGCGCAAGAGGACUUUGGACAGGCCAGAACUCUCACCUCACGAUGUGACUUUAGCCAGAACUUACUGAAAAGAGGAUGUGAUGCUCCUUUUAUAGAGAAUCCCAGGAGUGGCAGCUCUCUGUUGCUGAGCAAACCCCUGAGCUCCAAAGGUUCUGGGGUGACCCAGUAUGAUGUUAUCCAGAUAUACCCACAGAAGAUCUCUCUCAGCUUAAGGCCUGGUGACCAGAUUUCCUUUGAGGUACAAGUGCGCCCUGUGGAAGACUACCCUGUUGAUUUGUACUACCUGAUGGACCUCUCACUCUCAAUGAAGGACGAUCUGGACACAAUCCGCAACCUGGGCACCAAACUGGCUGAGGAAAUGAGGAAGCUAACUAGUAACUUCCGCCUUGGUUUUGGUUCCUUUGUGGAUAAGAAUAUCUCACCCUUCUCCUACACAGCCCCCAAGUACCAGGACAACCCAUGCAAUGGAUAUAAGUUGUUCCCAAACUGUGUCCCCACAUUUGGCUUUCGUCACCUCUUGUCUCUUACGGACAAGGUUGAUCGUUUCAACGAGGAAGUGCAGAAGCAGAUGGUCUCCCGUAACAGGGAUGCACCAGAGGGGGGGUUUGAUGCCAUUCUGCAGGCUGCAGUUUGCAAGGAGAGGAUUGGCUGGAGGAAAGAAGCUUAUCAUCUCCUGGUGUUUGCCACCGAUGACGUCCCCCACUUGGCUUUGGACGGCAAGCUCGGUGGACUAGUGCAUCCUCACGAUGGACAGUGUCACCUGAACGACAAGAAUGAGUACAGCGCUUCAACAAAGAUGGACUACCCUUCACUCGCUCUACUUGGAGAGAAACUGGCUGAAAACAAUAUUUUCCUCAUCUUUGCAGUGACCAAAAGACACUAUGUUCUUUACAAGAAUCUCACUGCGUUGAUCCCUGGGACUACAGUGGAAAUUUUGGACCAAGACUCCAAAAACAUUAUUCAGCUAAUUGUGAACGCAUACAAUAACAUCAGGUCAAAAGUUGAGCUGAGCGUGUGGGAUCAUCCUGAAGAUCUCAGUCUGUCCUUCACCGCCACCUGCCAAGACGGCCAGCCCCUGACCGGCCUCCGCAAGUGUGCUGACCUCAAAAUUGGUGACACUGUUUCCUUCAACCUAACUGUAGACGCUAGAGGCUGUCCUCCGAAAGGUACCAAGAAAAGUUUCUCCAUCAGGCCUGUUGGUUUUAAAGACCGCCUGGAGGUCUCUGUGGACUACCGCUGUGAUUGCAGCUGCACAUAUCACACGGAUCCCAACAGUAGCCGCUGCAACUCGGCCGGCUCCUACAGCUGUGGGAUGUGCCGUUGUGAGCCCGGCUACUUGGGUGCCCGCUGUGAGUGCCAGGAGGGUGAGGUCGACUACCAGCACCUCAGUGCCUGCCGUGAGGCUGAGGGCAAGCAGGUGUGCAGCGGCCGCGGAGAAUGCAGCUGUAACCAGUGCCUUUGCUACGAGUCUGAGUUUGGCAAAAUCUACGGCACCUUCUGCGAGUGUGAUGACUUUUCCUGUGCCCGACACAAAGGCACACUGUGCUCAGGUCAUGGAGAAUGCCACUGCGGUGAGUGUAAAUGCCAUGCUGGUUACAUUGGAGACAACUGUAAUUGCUCUACAGAGACGGCUUCCUGUCUGUCAGACGACGGGAAGAUCUGUAGCGGGCGGGGCAGCUGUGUGUGUGGGCGGUGCCAGUGCGCUGAGCCAGGGGCAUUUGGGGAUACCUGCGAAAAAUGUCCCACCUGUCCAGAUGCCUGUGGAACAAAGAGGGAAUGCAUCGAGUGUCAUCUUUUUAACACGGGGAGACUGGCCGACAACCAGACCUGUCAGCGCAUGUGCAAGGAUGAGAUCAUGACCGUCGAAACCCUUAAAACAGAUGUUCCCAACACCGUUCAAUGCGUCUAUAAGACCGAGAAUGACUGUGUGAUGAAGUUCACUUAUUCCGAACAUGCCAACGGCCAAUCGGUCCUCACCGCUCUUAAAGAGCCAGAAUGUGCCGUUGCCCCAAAUGCCAUGACUGUGCUUCUGGCAGUUGUUGGCAGUAUCUUGUUGAUGGGCAUCGUGCUGCUAGCCCUCUGGAAACUAGCCAUUACCAUCCACGACCGCCGCGAGUUUGCACGCUUUCAAAAUGCACGUUCAAGGGCCCGUUAUGAGAUGGCAUCUAAUCCGGUUUAUAAACAGUCCAUCCCAUCUCACCCAAUGGAGACAGUUUUCCAUAUGCACAGUUCCAAGUCAUGCAACGGAGGAGUCCACUGAUCAACCUGCAUUUGGACUGGGGGACAUGGCAGGACCUGUCCAGCACGCCUCUGCUCUACAGUGGAGGACAGAGACAACAAAUUGAAUGGUCUUUUGCAAUGCAAACUUUUUUUUUUUUUGAGAAUUAGAACUGAUCUUUAUGCGGUUGGAUAAUGAACGUUCAUUGGUGAGCAGCAGUUGGACACAUGCUGAAUAUGAGAAGAGGAUUGGCUUGUCUAAUUCUCCGGAAACCUUCAUGAGCAAUGGACGUUGACCUGCCAUGGGCCGCUUUGAAUAUAACUCCUAAUUUUCUCUAGUUCUAACCACACCUCCUGCUCUUUAUGAUGAAUUUGCUGUGCAAUGUUUUAUAGGCAAAGAGACAUUUUUUUUCCCAAGUGUAUAUAUUUAACAGUGUGCCUUUCCCAGCCGUUACAUAUUUUUACAUGAAUUAAAUUUAUUUAGCACCGUAGAGUGUGCAUAGAACGCAACAAAAGGCUAAAUUACACAUCAACUCUUUAAUGAAGAAAUGGGUACUAACAUAACCAGAGCAAUAAUUCUCUUAACUUGUUUUGCACAUUGUAUAUUAGGUUAAGGUUUUAUCAAGUAAAGAAAGUAAUGCCACUCUACAAUACUAUAAUUUGGUGUAUUGCCACAGGUUGCACAUUUUCAUAGUGAUUUUCAACUGUACAUUGUGAUGCAAUAACACUGCCUGCUGAUAAUUCAAGAGUGUUUUGUUUCUUUUUGGAACGAUUACAUUUAGUAGCUCAGCACUCACCCCAUCAGGACCUGGACCAAGUAUAAAAUUAGACACUGUACACCUAUUUGCCAGUAAGAACUUAUUAGAUUGACCCCAUAUCAAUAGUCAUGUUUGUGUCUACUUAAUAAAGGCACAAAAAGGGCA
Messenger RNA from Pimephales promelas (fathead minnow), 3715 nucleotides. It is a transcript of the gene itgb5, whose product is annotated as integrin, beta 5. Gene Ontology annotation, biological process: cell adhesion mediated by integrin; cell migration; cell-matrix adhesion. The record is from RefSeq and is a predicted model, not a curated record. Gene Ontology annotation, molecular function: integrin binding. Lineage: Eukaryota; Metazoa; Chordata; Actinopteri; Cypriniformes; Leuciscidae. Gene Ontology annotation, cellular component: integrin complex; cell surface; focal adhesion.